AUGAAUCUCAAUCUCGCGGAACUCAACUUCUCGCAAUUUCGAAACGAAAUACCACUUCUGCUAGCAAGAGGGAAUACUUCUAUUAUUCUACCUUGGGAAAGAAGAUUGGAUGGUAUUCCUGACAUGACCCCCGAGUUUUUCUUGAACUUGGGGGAACACAUCUUAGCCUUUGACAAAACUUCAUCCUUUACCAAAAAGUUUUUCCGUGGUGUUCCGGCCAAGGUUGAUCAAGUAAAUAUAAUUUCUUUACACGAUCCUCAAAAUUGCAUAUGGGAAGGAUUUGUCAUGGAUGGAAUAUUUUUCUUGGAAGGAAAUAUAGAAUUGAAAGAAAGAAUGGUCUCGAUCAUCGAAUUAGCAGAGGAAAGCCUAAAAUGCAAUUCUUUAGUUGUGUGCCUUGAUAAAAAACUUCCUAAUAUAUCAACCUUUAUUCGCGACUUCUUGUAUGUCGGCUUCGAACUCGUCUGGCCUGGAACAAUAGAUCAUAACACCAAUGAAUAUAUUCUUGUGGGCAUGGAAUUAUGA
Messenger RNA from Acaulospora morrowiae, 522 nucleotides. The record is from the annotation of a GenBank genome assembly. NCBI's taxonomy places the organism in Eukaryota, Fungi, Glomeromycota, Glomeromycetes, Diversisporales, Acaulosporaceae.